AUGGCCACGAAGGCAGACGGUAGGCCCGGGGGGCUCCCCAGCGGUGGCUGUGACCUGGGCAUAGCCCAAGAGCACAUGCAAGCGGUCACCCGAAACUACAUCACCCACCCCCGUGUCACCUACAGGACAGUGUGCAGCGUCAAUGGGCCCUUGGUGGUGCUGGACCAGGUCAAGUUUGCCCAGUACGCUGAGAUUGUCAACUUCACCCUCCCUGAUGGGACUCAGAGAAGCGGGCAGGUGCUUGAGGUGUCAGGGACCAAGGCAAUUGUUCAGGUGUUUGAAGGAACCUCUGGGAUCGAUGCCCAGAAGACCACCUGCGAAUUCACAGGGGACAUCCUACGGACUCCAGUGUCAGAGGACAUGCUAGGUCGGGUUUUCAAUGGCUCCGGUAAGCCCAUUGACAAGGGGCCAGUGGUCAUGGCAGAGGACUUCCUGGACAUCAAUGGCCAGCCCAUCAACCCCCAUGACCGCAUCUACCCUGAAGAGAUGAUUCAGACGGGCAUCUCUCCCAUCGAUGUCAUGAAUAGCAUUGCCCGUGGUCAGAAGAUCCCUAUCUUCUCAGCAGCCGGGCUCCCCCACAAUGAGAUUGCUGCCCAGAUCUGCCGCCAGGCUGGGCUGGUGAAGAAGUCCAAGGCUGUGCUGGAUUAUCAUGAUGACAACUUUGCCAUUGUCUUUGCAGCCAUGGGGGUGAACAUGGAGACAGCCAGGUUCUUCAAGUCCGACUUCGAGCAGAACGGUACCAUGGGGAACGUCUGCCUCUUCCUGAACUUGGCCAACGACCCCACGAUCGAGCGGAUCAUCACCCCACGCCUGGCACUGACCACUGCUGAAUUUCUCGCCUACCAGUGUGAGAAGCACGUGCUGGUCAUACUGACCGACAUGAGUUCCUACGCAGAGGCCUUGCGGGAGGUCUCCGCUGCCAGAGAGGAGGUGCCCGGGCGCCGAGGUUUCCCAGGAUACAUGUACACAGACCUGGCCACCAUCUAUGAGCGGGCAGGCCGUGUGGAGGGCCGGGGAGGAUCCAUCACUCAGAUCCCCAUCCUCACCAUGCCCAAUGAUGAUAUCACCCACCCAAUCCCAGACCUGACGGGUUUCAUCACAGAGGGACAGAUCUACGUGGAUAGACAGCUUCAUAACAGACAGAUCUAUCCCCCCAUCAAUGUGCUCCCUUCCCUGUCGAGGCUAAUGAAGUCCGCCAUUGGGGAGGGCAUGACGAGAAAGGACCAUGGAGAUGUCUCCAACCAACUGUAUGCUUGCUAUGCCAUCGGGAAGGAUGUGCAGGCCAUGAAGGCGGUGGUGGGGGAGGAGGCGCUCACUUCCGAGGACCUGCUCUACCUGGAAUUCCUGCAGAAGUUCGAGAAGAACUUCAUCAACCAGGGUCCCUACGAGAACCGCUCCGUGUUUGAGUCCUUGGACCUGGGCUGGAAGCUGUUGCGCAUCUUCCCCAAGGAGAUGCUGAAGCGCAUCCCUCAGAGCGUGUUGGAUGAGUUCUACUCCCGCGAGGGGGCGCCGCAGGACCCCGCGUCAGACACAGCGCUCUAG
Puma concolor (puma) is the source of this 1542-nucleotide messenger RNA. RefSeq names its product ATPase H+ transporting V1 subunit B1 (gene ATP6V1B1). Gene Ontology annotation, cellular component: proton-transporting V-type ATPase, V1 domain. The record is from RefSeq and is a predicted model, not a curated record. NCBI's taxonomy places the organism in Eukaryota, Metazoa, Chordata, Mammalia, Carnivora, Felidae. Gene Ontology annotation, biological process: ATP metabolic process; proton transmembrane transport; vacuolar acidification. Gene Ontology annotation, molecular function: proton-transporting ATPase activity, rotational mechanism; ATP binding.